AUGCCGCUUGACCGAGCUGCUCCGGCACGUUUACAUACUCCGUCAGAUGCGGGUUCGGAGCAUAUUCGAAUAGUCAAGACGCAGCAGCUGGUCAACUAUUUCCAGACAAACUACAGCAGCUUUCUUGGAGGCCUGCUUGCUGACCAUGGAGCCCCACAACCAACGCCAAUGUGUGGCACAACGCUGAAGAGCUUCACGUGUGCAUCUCCACGUCCGCACCGUGAUGUGGACUUUGAGGGGCGCUACCGCCCUACUUCUGGCAACGGAAGGAGGCGCGAGCAGGAUCAAGGCACAGCCGCUGUGCCUCUGUCCGCCCGAGCUCAUGGAGGACACGGCAGCUCCCUGCAGGUGUUGGAAUCACCCCGCACCCCUGGUCGUAACCACCCCUUGAGCACCAGACCUCGCGGAAAGGUAAAGAUCGACCUCAGUAAAGACUAUGGAAAGGAUCCCGGUCCAGAGUCGAAUGAGGUGGCUUCAAAGGACGAUGAUGAGCUUAGAAAACGAGAGGCGAGUGAGAGCCUGCGGAUGCUAGUCCUUGGAACGCCUGGCGCGAAUGCUGAGCAUUCAGAUAAAGAAUGGGCUGCUCAGCACCGUCGGGGAACCAAUGAAGAGGUGGAAACUUUCUGCAGAUGCUGGUGCCAGAUGGAUGCAGAUAACGAUGGUGACGUAGAUUUGGAAGAGUUUGCCAACUUCUUCAGCAAGCGGAAAGUUGACAGGCUGUUGGGCAUGCGAUGUAUCCGCUACCUAAUGCCCCGGGCAGCUUCGCAAGGCAAAACCUUGGUUAGCAAAGACGACAUGAUGCGUCUCCUGUGGCCCUACGCCACGGCAGAAGACAUGGACUACAUGUGCAUCGUUUUCGACCAUUGCAGGCUUUGCACAAUAGCAGUGCAGCCACCGAAGCUUUUGCCACGGAAGCGACGUACCGAGCUGCUGAAAUGUUUCCAAGAAAUGGACCGAAAUCACACUGGCCUGGUACCGUACAAUGACUUGAUCCCUGCCGGGGUUGCAGAUCAGAACAUGGUCAAGGUCCUUCGUGACAAGUAUGACAUUACCAGUAGCGGCUUCUUCGACAAGAACAGCUUUUUGGAGAUGAUGGCGCCGCUAGGAUAUCGAGCACAUGAAUCAAUGCGCUUUGUUGUGCUGAAGGAUGGUAAACGCGUGCGCUUCAUUGAAUGGUCCAGAGAAGGUUUGCGUUUCGAAGGAUGGCUGACAGAACGACAUUAUGAAAAGCUGAAGGAGCACUAUGGAUUUGAAGAUGAUGCCUGGGCAGGUGAUUAG
Symbiodinium pilosum is the source of this 1278-nucleotide messenger RNA. NCBI's taxonomy places the organism in Eukaryota, Dinophyceae, Suessiales, Symbiodiniaceae. The record is from the annotation of a GenBank genome assembly.